Molecule: messenger RNA, 1802 nt
Organism: Perognathus longimembris pacificus (Pacific pocket mouse)
Lineage: Eukaryota; Metazoa; Chordata; Mammalia; Rodentia; Heteromyidae
Gene: Tra2a
Product: transformer 2 alpha homolog
Exons: 9
Coding region: 1163-1708 (181 amino acids)
Biological process (GO): positive regulation of mRNA splicing, via spliceosome
Cellular component (GO): spliceosomal complex
Molecular function (GO): RNA binding
Source: RefSeq, a predicted model, not a curated record
UCUGGCGGCGCCGGCGCCAUUUUGCCGGAGCUUGCGACCCAGUGGGAGUGGAGCGAGUCCCCAGCUUGUUGUUACGGGCUCUCUCCCCUUUCCCACGGUCCAGACAGCCAAGUUGACUUAGGCCGUCGGCCCUCGCGCCGAGACUUGUCUCUUAGUUAGUUCUGUGGAGCGCCUGGCCGACAUGAGUGAUGUAGAGGAGAACAACUUCGAGGGCAGAUGAGCGGCCGCGUCUCUGUCGGAACCGGCGGCGUUGCGUCUAUAAAGGGCGAAAAGCCUUGAGGUUGGAGGUGGGACGAGAGCCUAAUGAAGUGGUUAAUGUUCGUGAAGAAAUUGAAGAGUUUUUUCCAAGAAUGUGGAAGAUAAAUCAAGAUAAAAGAAGGCUAAUGAAAAGUAUUAAAGAUCAGAAAAUUAAAAUUGAAUGGGGGAAAAAUUUGAACAGAAGAUUGGUCAGAUAGAAGCACUUGAAUAUUUUUAAGGCUAUUUUGAAUUGUUUGAAUUGGGGAAGAAUACACGAAGUAUGAAAAAUGAAAAACUCAAUGAAGAAUGAAGAGAAGUAGAAAGCAAGAGUGAAGUAGAAUUAAAAGAUCUGGAAGAAUGAAUGGGUCCUAGGUUAAGUAAAUGUAUGGUUUAUGUUCCAGUGUCUGUAUGAUCAAGUUGUAGAUGAAUUUGCAUGAUUACUUAGUUAAUAGAAAAUUGGUGAUCUGGUUCAAGUAGGGAAUUACUGAGGACAGUUAGCAGUAUUAACAAUGGGCUAUUAAUGAGCUGAAAUUUUUUUCUGGAGGGUAUUGCCUAACCAUUUGUUUUUCAGGAGCAAUCAAUAUAAAUAAUUACGGUACUUUAAAUGUUAGGUGUUAGGCAUCUAUAUGACCAGUGCCAUUUGUAAUACUGUCUUCUUUGUUAGGAGUCUCGCUCUCAGUCAAAAUCUCCAACGGGUACUCCUGCUCGUGUAAAAUCGGAGAGCAGGUCAGGAUCUCGUAGUCCAUCAAGGGUUUCCAAACACUCUGAAUCCCAUUCUCGAUCAAGAUCAAAAUCCAGGUCAAGGUCAAGGAGGCAUUCUCAUAGACGAUACACUCGAUCCAGGUCUCACUCUCACAGGAGAAGAUCUCGAAGUAGGUCCUAUACACCAGAAUACCGGCGACGGAGGAGCCGAAGUCACUCUCCAAUGUCUAAUCGGAGAAGACAUACAGGCAGCAGGGCGAAUCCAGAUCCCAACACUUGUCUGGGAGUGUUUGGCCUCAGUUUGUACACAACAGAGAGAGAUCUUCGUGAAGUAUUUUCUCGAUACGGACCAUUGAGUGGUGUCAAUGUGGUUUAUGAUCAACGUACUGGGCGAUCACGUGGAUUUGCUUUUGUGUAUUUUGAGAGAAUAGAUGACUCCAAGGAGGCUAUGGAAAGAGCAAAUGGAAUGGAGCUGGAUGGAAGAAGAAUUCGCGUGGAUUACUCUAUCACCAAGAGAGCACAUACACCUACACCAGGCAUCUACAUGGGCAGACCAACUCAUAGCGGUGGUGGAGGUGGCGGUGGAGGUGGUGGUGGAGGUGGCGGUGGUGGCAGACGUCGUGAUUCUUACUAUGAUAGAGGAUAUGAUCGAGGGUAUGACAGAUACGAAGAUUAUGAUUAUCGGUACAGAAGAAGAUCACCUUCUCCUUAUUAUAGUCGAUACAGAUCCCGAUCAAGAUCUCGUUCUUACAGCCCAAGACGCUAUUGAUCAUGGAAUGAUUGCAAUUAAGGAUGCUAUUUUGCUUUCUUUUCUUUUUUUUAAUCCUGGGUUUCCCCAAGCUUCUAAAUCUUUCCUACUCCUU